Prorocentrum cordatum is the source of this 266-nucleotide messenger RNA. The record is from the annotation of a GenBank genome assembly. NCBI's taxonomy places the organism in Eukaryota, Dinophyceae, Prorocentrales, Prorocentraceae.
GUGGAGUGACAACACGGUGAAGGAUGUGCCGCAGCUGCUGUGCAACGACGUGAAGACGGUCAAGGCUGGCGCUGCUGGUAUCGUGUGGACACAUCAGGAGGACGACGAGGUGAGACUCAAGGGCGUGCGGUGCAAUGAGCGUGGUCAUGACUUCAUCAAGCUGUUGGACACAAAAAAAAAGCCGCCCACAGUGACGCAGGUGCAGGUCAAGUGGUUUGGCGGGGACUUCGACGCCGCGAAGCGGUACAUCAUCAUGAUCGGCAAUC